Messenger RNA from Tripterygium wilfordii, 1086 nucleotides. RefSeq lists its product as uncharacterized. NCBI's taxonomy places the organism in Eukaryota, Viridiplantae, Streptophyta, Magnoliopsida, Celastrales, Celastraceae. The record is from RefSeq and is a predicted model, not a curated record. Bases 1 to 1086 code for a protein of 361 amino acids. Gene Ontology annotation, molecular function: nucleic acid binding; RNA-DNA hybrid ribonuclease activity. The transcript has a single exon.
AUGUAUUCGGUGAGAAGUGGGUACCAUAAAGCUCGGGAGCUUGGGCUCCAAUCUGAGGCUGAAAGCUCGGAAAGGGAGCGGGAGGUUUCCCUUUGGAGGUCGGUUUGGGCUCUUCAGGCUCAUGCGUCAACCAAAGUGUUUAUUUGGAGGGUUUUAAAAAAUGUUAUCCCAGUAUAUCUAAAUCUUUCCAAGCGCCGAAUCCUAGUGGAUGUGCGGUGUCCUAUUUGUGGGAAAGAGGAGGAAUCAGUGUUACAUAUUAUGUGGAUUUGUGAGUUUUCAUCGCAGGUCUUCAGUAAUAGUGUCCAAAGCAUCCAGAAAAUGAGAUUGAGAUUUCUGGAUUUUGAGCAAUUAUGGUUGGCUGCUGUAGACAGGUUAUCAAGUUCAGAUUUGGCUAUUUUAGCUACUACAUUUCGAUUGAUUUGGAGUCGGCGCAAUUCUUUUAUCUUUGAACAGAAAUUCCAGCCCUCGAAGUACUUAGCGUCGUAUGCAAUUAAUUCGGUUGCCCCUAGUGCGGUAAAGUCUCUGGUUAUUCCUCGGAGAGUCCUUCUCUCUUUCCCUUCUUCUCUGCAGGGGCAAGUGUGGUUGCCUCCUCCAGAAGGAAUAAUCAAAGUUAACUGGGAUGCAGGGAUAAAUGUUGCUGUGCAAAAAUCGGGUUUCCGGGUGGUUAUUCGCGAUCAUUUGGGCGUCUUAAUGGCGGCUAAGUGUUCUUCCCGGCCUAUUGCCUUGGAUCCGACUGUAGCAGAGGCGGAAGCAGCUCUGUUAGCUGUUGAGUUUGCUAUGGAGUUGGGGUUCCGUCAUAUUAUUUUGGAAGGGGAUUCUUUGGCUGUAGUGGAGGAUAUUCUCAAUGAGGACUACUGCUUUCAUGAUUGGAGUGGGGUAGUUUUAGAAAUCAAGGCCAAGAUACAAAGAUUGUUUUCUUGCCAGGUACAGUUUGUGCCUAGAGAAGGAAAUUGUGCUGCCCAUUGUUUGGCUAAGGAGGCGUUAAAUUGCGACAAUCCAAUUACAUGGAUAGAGGAAGGCCCUUCGGUGUUGCUGCCCAUUAUUAUUGCAGAAAAAUCCUCUAUUCAGUCUUCAGAGGGGUUUUGA